AUGGCAGCCAACACCAAAUACCAAGCGGCGCCGACGCGCGACUCGUUCGAGGAGCAGGCCUACAGCCAGCCUCCGCCUUCUUACCAGGCAGAAGCCUCGGGCGUCCCUGGAGUGCCUCGAGAUGAGGACGACAAUGUCCCUGACGACUUCAAGUUCGGUGGUUCGGUCUCGGAAGCAACUCUCGACAUCCGCAUGCAAUUCGUCCGCAAGGUCUACUCCAUCCUGACCGUCCAACUUCUCGCAACCGCCGCACUCUCGUCCGUCUCGUUCUUCAGCCCCGGCUACAAAUCAUGGAUCCAGUCCAACCAGUGGAUGAUGUGGGCCUCGCUCUUUGGCGCCAUCGGAUUCAUGCUCUUGACUUUCUGGAAGCGCAAGUCGUACCCCACCAACCUUCUGUUCCUGGCCGGCUUCACUGCUAUGGAAGCAUACUCGAUCAGUGUUGUCACGUCCUUUUUCGAAAGCAAGAUUGUGCUCGAAGCACUCAUCUUCACACUAGCCAUCUUCGUCGCACUCACGCUCUUCGCAUGCCAGACCAAGUACGACUUUACUAGCUGGAUCCCUUACCUUGCGGGAGCUCUCUGGGUCGUCAUCAUCUUUGGCUUCAUGGCAGCAUUCUUCCCUCACACAAGCACCAUCGAGCUGGGCUACGGCAUUGUUUGCGCCCUGAUCUUCAGUGGCUACAUUCUGGUCGACACGCAGCUCAUCAUGAGACACUACCACGUCGAGGAGGAGAUUGCUGCCUCAAUCUCGCUUUACCUCGAUGUCAUCAACCUGUUCUUGGCUAUCCUCAGAAUCCUCAACAGCCAGCAGAACAACUAG
Molecule: messenger RNA, 819 nt
Organism: Aureobasidium subglaciale EXF-2481
Lineage: Eukaryota; Fungi; Ascomycota; Dothideomycetes; Dothideales; Saccotheciaceae
Exons: 2
Coding region: 1-819 (272 amino acids)
Cellular component (GO): membrane
Source: RefSeq, a predicted model, not a curated record